Mizuhopecten yessoensis (Yesso scallop) is the source of this 1509-nucleotide messenger RNA. RefSeq lists its product as uncharacterized. The transcript is spliced from 2 exons. NCBI's taxonomy places the organism in Eukaryota, Metazoa, Mollusca, Bivalvia, Pectinida, Pectinidae. The record is from RefSeq and is a predicted model, not a curated record. The coding region runs from base 619 to 969 and encodes 116 amino acids.
UGGAAUGACGAGUUGAGCACUCUUUUUGAAUCACAGAUGAAAUCAUUCUCAGUAAAACUUUUCUCAUUCUACGAGACUAUAAAUGACGUACUUAUGUAUAUAGUGUUUCAAAAACCUUUGACUUGAACGUCAACUUCAACUAAUGUUUCGAUGAACAGCAGUUGAGAUUUGGUCAUUAUUAUGAUGCUGUGUAUAAUGUUCUGCCAUUUGACAUGUAAAUCAUGUCCAUAGGGAAUUGACUAGAUGAACAUAGGUCUAGAUCAACUAUAUGAAGUUAAACCAGCUAUUUUGUAGCAUUAGAGGAAUGCAAAACUACUUGACGAUCUUAAAUCUGUUUUGAAUUUGUGUUAUACGUCCAGGAUGAUCUAAUAUUACAGAGGUCAUUGGUCUUUAUAAAUUCUGAUGAUUCGGCAUUUUCAUAAUAAGGAAGUGUGUUCUUCACAUCAGUGUAGACUUUUUAUCUGUGGUAAAACAUAUUUUGUUCAUGAGGGUCAAAUUCUCCAGUAUACAUUUGUGAGAUUCUUCAAAACCAAACCAGGAGUAAACCAAAUUCACCGAUGAAAAUACUUUCAUUACAUGUUGUACUGUGUAUAAUGACAACAGAUCCGUUAUGAAGGGAUGAAGAUAAUAUAUGUCGGAGGUCCUUAUUUAGAAGGUUUCUCACAGGACCCCAACGUGACCGGUCAGUUUGGUGGGUCGGAGGGACGGCAAUAUGGCCGUGACUUUGUCAUCGACAAUGUCGUCCACAUCAGUGUACCUACUGCAGAGGGCAAGAAGUUCAAAUGUGUCUACUGUAAGAUGCACAGUGUGCGCACCAAGUCUGGCUGGCACGUAGACACGCGACUUAAGUGUUCUGUGUGUGACGUCCCCUUGUGUCGGGGUCGGGGCUGUUUCCUCCAAUACCACCAACGGUAUCACCAACAAAUACAGUCUGCCUUAACUGGGGUUCAGUCUGGCGGGGUCAAGUGACCGGUGACUGGUCGGACGACAACAUGUGUCAGUUACUAGGCGAAUCUGUUCGGAAUAGAUUUGAAAUAUUCUGUGAUGUUAACAUGAAUAAUGCUGCAAUCUGUUGGAUCAUGCACUUUCGUGGCGUUCUAUUUAUUGGAUGUAGUUGAAGGAAAUUUCAGUUCAGUUGAUGGAAAUUUCAGUUUGAUUUUAAAUAUCUUUACGAGGAGUAAAAUUGGUAUCUAUAUUACAACAAGAAAUCGCCUUACUGAUGUGUGUUUGAGUGAUAGUACUUUGAAUAUUGAGUGAAUUGAAUACAUUACCAUAUGAGGACCCAAACAAUAAAAUAUUAAGGUGUUGAGUUCAAACAACAAAGACACACUAAUCCCAUUUACUGCUAAUGACCAAGGUAUGCCAUACUUGAGUAGUAUUUAUUGAGGAUGCGUUUCAGUUGUGGUAAAAAAUUAUUAGGAACUUGAGGCAUGCUGGUGAAAGGGAGUUAUAGAUCUAUGGCAUUGUUUAACUUGUGAUUCAAGGUUAUGACAAUUCUCUUUUACUCCC